GGGGCAAGCUCGAGGUAGACGGCCGUCCUCUCUCGAAUACUCCGCGCUCGUCGGGACCCUUCGCGGAGAUCGCGUGGCGUAGACGUACGCACCAAACAGACGGGACCGUCACGGCCCGGGAUUCUUCCCCCACCCGGCCCGUCACCAACCGGCAUAAAUACCCACCGCUCCCAGGAACGGAACCAACAAAUCCCCACCCAAUCUCGUCUCCGAUCGACCCGAGGCUCGUCGAACCCUUCUUCCCCACCGCCUCAAGAUGCAGAUCUUCGUGAAGACACUCACGGGCAAGACCAUCACCCUUGAGGUGGAGUCGUCUGACACCAUCGACAACGUGAAGGCCAAGAUCCAGGACAAGGAGGGCAUUCCCCCGGACCAGCAGCGCCUUAUCUUCGCUGGCAAGCAGCUGGAGGACGGUCGCACCCUUGCCGACUACAACAUCCAGAAGGAAUCCACCCUCCACCUGGUGCUCCGCCUGCGUGGUGGCAUGCAGAUCUUCGUGAAGACCCUCACCGGCAAGACCAUCACUCUGGAGGUUGAGAGCUCCGACACCAUUGACAACGUCAAGGCUAAGAUCCAGGACAAGGAGGGCAUUCCCCCGGACCAGCAGCGCCUUAUCUUCGCAGGCAAGCAGCUGGAGGAUGGUCGCACCCUUGCCGACUACAACAUCCAGAAGGAGUCCACCCUUCACCUGGUGCUCCGCCUCCGUGGUGGUAUGCAGAUUUUCGUGAAGACCCUCACCGGCAAGACUAUCACCCUUGAGGUUGAGAGCUCUGACACCAUCGACAACGUCAAGACCAAGAUCCAGGACAAGGAGGGCAUUCCCCCGGACCAGCAGCGCCUCAUCUUCGCCGGCAAGCAGCUGGAGGAUGGCCGCACCCUUGCGGACUACAACAUCCAGAAGGAGUCCACCCUCCACCUGGUGCUCCGCCUCCGCGGGGGAAUGCAGAUCUUUGUGAAGACACUCACGGGCAAGACCAUCACCCUUGAGGUGGAGUCAUCUGACACCAUCGACAACGUGAAGGCUAAGAUCCAGGACAAGGAGGGCAUUCCCCCGGACCAGCAGCGCCUUAUCUUCGCAGGCAAGCAGCUAGAGGAUGGUCGCACCCUUUCCGACUACAACAUCCAGAAGGAGUCCACCCUUCACCUGGUGCUCCGCCUCCGUGGUGGUAUGCAGAUUUUCGUGAAGACCCUCACCGGCAAGACUAUCACCCUUGAGGUUGAGAGCUCUGACACCAUCGACAACGUCAAGGCCAAGAUCCAGGACAAGGAGCGCAUUCCUUCGGACCAGCAGCGCCUCAUCUUCGCUGGCAAGCAGCUGGAGGAUGGCCGCACCCUUGCGGACUACAACAUCCAGAAGGAGUCCACCCUCCACCUGGUGCUCCGCCUCCGCGGUGGUCAGUAAUUGCCCUGGCGUUGGACCUGCUGGUUUAUCCUUGGUCAUCCGGUUGGUGGUACCCUAUCGUUCAUUUGAACUGUUUUCUUGUUCGUGUCAGUCCUAUGUGUUGGUUUGAAAACUAUCGAGUCCCCAUGUUAUAUGUUGGUUGAAAAUGUUGCUGGCACAGCAGUAUCGUCAAGUAAUGAAUAAGUGAAUUUCAGAUAAA
Molecule: messenger RNA, 1601 nt
Organism: Triticum aestivum (bread wheat)
Lineage: Eukaryota; Viridiplantae; Streptophyta; Magnoliopsida; Poales; Poaceae
Product: polyubiquitin
Exons: 5
Coding region: 257-1402 (381 amino acids)
Molecular function (GO): protein binding
Source: RefSeq, a predicted model, not a curated record